AUGGAGCUCCAAUCGGACGAUGAUGCCUCCCCGGAAGAUUGUGAGCUGGACGAGUUUGUCUUCGAUGAAGACGACCUAUUGGGCAACAUGGCGGCACCUCCCAAAGCCAAGGGUUUGGUUCCGAGAUACCAUUCACCAGAGUCUUUAGACAGACGUAUCGACGAGCUUGUCCACGAAACUGCAUCUCUCAUGGGCUUGAAUGAGGCAAUCGUGGGGAUCCUUCUACGAGCGUUUGACUUUCGCAGUGAUGCACUAGUCCAAGAGUGGUUCAAUGACAGCACUGCGGUUCUACGAAAGGGCAGACUGCCACCUGAGGUUCUAAGUAUGGAGCACAGUAGGGUUCCUGAUGCUACCGACAAUAACUCACUUUUACCUGGAGGGCCAGACGCGUCGAGCAGUGCCUCAGAACCUCUGGCCUGUUCCGGGAGGAUCAGCAAGAAAGAUGAACCGGCUGGCGAGACGUUUGAAUGCCCCGUUACUGCAUGCAUUGUCCCAAUGACUGAAACAUUCGCUCUCAAAUGCAAUCACAGAUACUCUAACGCCGGGUGGGUUGGAUAUUUAGACUCACUCUUAACUGAAGGCCCGCAACGCUCUCUUGAUGCCCGGUGUCCUUUUCCCGAGUGUCUGGAGCUUGUACCGAUGGACGUGUGGCGUUUCUUCCGGGGUCCCUCAGCAGUUGGACGCCUGCGGAUGUUCGCUCGUGAGCAGUUCGUUGCGAAGCGACUAGCACUUGCGUGGUGCCCUUCUCCAACGUGCGAACGUGCGGUGGAGUUGGUGCCAGCGGGAAUGAGUUGCGAGGGGUCUGAGGCCGACGCCUCAUUAUGCGCCCUGUCUGCGGCGGAAGUGGCAGCAGUAUCGGACGUCACCUGCAUGUGUGGCACUCGUUUUUGCGUUCUGUGUGGCGACGAACCCCACCGUCCGAUUUCUUGCCGGGUUAUAGCGGCGUGGAUGCGGAAGAACCGACGAGGUGGUGAUGCUAACAAGGGAUCAGACAAGGCUGAUGCCCAGUAUGCCCUGGAGCGUUAUGCGCAUUUCUUUGAACGCUACAGGGCCCAUAAUCACGGACAGCAAGUUGCUGCUGGCAUGCAGUCCAGCCAGUUGAAGAAAUGCCGAGAAGUAGCUGCGGCUGCUGCGUGUAUUGCCUUGCGGCAGACACCAGCAUGCGCAUCUGCGCAGUCCAUGGCGGGCAGUGAGAGCAACAAGCCCUCUGCUGGCCCUGCUUAUGUCUCAGCCAGCAUAAGCUCAGUGCAGCCGGGGGAGCGACUUGGAACGGUUCCCACGAGCAACAGGGAAGCAACCGGUUCUCUCGGGUUCGGGGAGGACUUUGAUUGGGAUUUUCUGGAAAAAGGGUGGUUACAGGUGAUAGAGUGCAGACGCAUGCUGAAAUGGUCAUAUGCAUUUGCAUUUUUUGCGGAGUUUCCAGAAAACCGCCAGAAACACCUCUUCGAAUUUCAUCAAGGCCAACUGGAACGAAGUCUGGACACUUUGCAGGAAAGGUUGGAAACUUUUGAAGCGCGGGAAUACAUUGACCGAGAUCCUGCAGAUUUGCUUCAUUUCAAGAUGCAUCUGCUGGAUCUGACAGCAGUCGUCCGGGGGUUCUUUGCAAAAAUAUGUGACGUAUUCGAAGAUGAGUUUGUCGCUGGUGCAUUGCUCUUGGACGAAAGAGAAGCUGCAUAG
Cyclospora cayetanensis is the source of this 1677-nucleotide messenger RNA. RefSeq names its product probable E3 ubiquitin-protein ligase ARI5. Gene Ontology annotation, biological process: ubiquitin-dependent protein catabolic process; protein polyubiquitination; positive regulation of proteasomal ubiquitin-dependent protein catabolic process. NCBI's taxonomy places the organism in Eukaryota, Apicomplexa, Conoidasida, Eucoccidiorida, Eimeriidae. The coding region runs from base 1 to 1677 and encodes 558 amino acids. Gene Ontology annotation, molecular function: zinc ion binding; ubiquitin conjugating enzyme binding; ubiquitin protein ligase activity. The transcript is spliced from 7 exons. The record is from RefSeq and is a predicted model, not a curated record. Gene Ontology annotation, cellular component: cytoplasm; ubiquitin ligase complex.